Messenger RNA from Grammomys surdaster, 2434 nucleotides. It is a transcript of the gene Aicda, whose product is annotated as activation induced cytidine deaminase. Gene Ontology annotation, molecular function: cytidine deaminase activity; zinc ion binding; RNA binding. Gene Ontology annotation, cellular component: P-body; cytoplasm; nucleus. Gene Ontology annotation, biological process: negative regulation of single stranded viral RNA replication via double stranded DNA intermediate; defense response to virus; cytidine to uridine editing. The record is from RefSeq and is a predicted model, not a curated record. The transcript has 5 exons. NCBI's taxonomy places the organism in Eukaryota, Metazoa, Chordata, Mammalia, Rodentia, Muridae. Bases 93 to 689 code for a protein of 198 amino acids.
GUCACAAACGGCACCGAAGCAGCCUUGCUUGAAGCAAGCUUCCUUUGGCCUAAGACUUUGAAGGAGUCAAGACAGUCACGCUGGAGACCGAUAUGGACAGUCUUCUCAUGAAGCAAAAGAAGUUUCUUUACCACUUCAAAAAUGUCCGCUGGGCUAAGGGGCGGCAUGAGACCUACCUGUGCUAUGUGGUGAAGAGGAGAGAUAGCGCCACCUCCUUCUCCCUGGACUUCGGCCACCUUCGCAACAAGUCCGGCUGCCACGUGGAAUUGUUGUUCCUACGGUACAUCUCGGACUGGGACCUGGACCCCGGCCGGUGUUACCGCGUCACCUGGUUCACCUCCUGGAGCCCCUGCUACGACUGUGCCCGGCAUGUGGCUGAGUUCCUGAGAUGGAACCCCAACCUCAGCCUGAGGAUUUUCACCGCGCGCCUCUACUUCUGCGAAGAUCGCAAGGCUGAGCCUGAGGGGCUGCGGAGACUGCACCGCGCCGGGGUCCAGAUCGGGAUCAUGACCUUCAAAGACUAUUUUUACUGCUGGAAUACAUUUGUAGAAAAUCGUGAAAGAACUUUCAAAGCCUGGGAAGGGCUGCAUGAAAACUCCGUCCGGCUAACCAGACAGCUUCGGCGCAUCCUUUUGCCCUUGUACGAAGUCGAUGACUUGCGAGAUGCGUUUCGUAUUUUGGGACUUUGAUAGCAACCUCCUGGAAUGUCAAGUGUGAUGAAAUUUCUCUUCUGAAGAGACUAGAUAGAAAAAACAACCCUCCAACUACCUGAUCUUCUUCUUAAGUACUCACUUUUAUAAGUGUAGGGUGGGGCGGAAAUAAUAUGACUUUUUUAAAAAGUACUUGAGCUGCAUAGGACCUCCCGAGCGAUGAUGCAACUGAACUUUGUGUACGACAUCGCCAUCUACUGGGGAACAGCAGAACUUCCAGACUUUGGACCAUAAAUGAUGCUCUCUCGGACCUUUCAACAGAAGGGAAUUGCUUAGAAAAGCACACGGAGAGGAUCACACGGUUUGUUACACCUACCCUCUAUUCUUUGAUUCAUUUGAAUUCUCAGGGGUAUCAGUGACGGAGUUUUCUACUCUUUUCCUCUGAGGCUCACUUUCAGGGGUCCUCUUCCGACGAGGCCACGGGGCUGUCCUACAGUCUGAGCGAUCACAAGCCAUUCUCUCAAAAGCAUUACUAUGUAGGCACGUGCUGUGUGUUUUCAUUGUCCUUCGUGUUUUUCAUAUUUGUGUGUGAGAGGGCUUGGGCGUGGUAUUUGAAGUAUGCAUGAUCACCUCUGGGUGAUUUUAAUAAAGGAUCUUAAAAUGCAGAUGAGGACUACGAAAAAUCACUCUGAAAAUGAGUUCAUGCCUCAAGAAGCAAAUCCCCUGGAAACACAGACUCUUUCAUUUUUAAUGUCAUUAGUUUACUUACAGAAGAAGAGUUCAAGAGUUCAAUCCAAUUUUCAGAUCGCUUCCCUUAAACAUCUGUAAUUCUGUUAAAGGGAUUAAAUAUGCUUGUUCCUUAAGUAACUGAUGCCUUACUAUAAAGAAAGAAGCAGAACAUCCAGUUCAAAAGUACCCGGUCAUCAGAGCCAAAAGCUGCCACUUUUUUUCCAUUAAAAAUGGCAAAUUCUUCCCCAGUCUCUCAUAGUGGCUGAGAUGGAGCAUGGAGGUGGUGGACCUCCAGAUACUCUGGCCCAACAUGGCUGAAAGCUCUGUGAGGGCACAGAGACGGAAUGCUGGAAUGCAACAGAAAUGGCCCCACGCUCCUACUCUUCCUUUCCUUGCUACCUUGGGAACAAGGUUCUUAAAGGAGCCUGUGAUUUAGAAACACCACAAACUUCUAGUAAUGGACACCUGGGAAUUGUUCAAGCAUGGAGCGGUCAUUUAUUCUCUUUGAUGGAUGCCAACACAGUUAAGCAGAAUUUUUCUAGUUUUUAUAUGUGUGUGAUGCUGCUCCUCCAAAUUGUUAACUGUGUAAGAGGGUGGCAAAAUAGAAUCAUAUCUGAUGCCAGGAAGAGUGGCAUUCAUCUAUAGUUCCAGCAUUCAGGAGGCUGGGGCAGGACGAUUGCAAAUUUGAGACUAGUCUGGGCUGCAAGGUGAGAUCCUAUUUAAAACAGUAUGGCCAGGAUUGGGGUCGGGUAAAUCAUAUGUAACAAGGAAAAAUACAAGAUGUAAGACCAUGGCGAGGAAAUUAUGCUUUGCCCAACCAAAUGUAGGAACCAACGUAGACUCCCCAUUUGUCCCUCUUUGUGCCUUGUCUCCUAACAACGAUCUUUGCUGAUGAGAAAAAUAUUGGAAGCAUAUCCCUGUGCUGUUAUUACCCAGUUGCUGUUAUAACGCAAUUAAAAGACCCACAGGAAAUCCCGUAUACACAACCGUUAUUUAUUGUAUGUAAGUUGCCAAGGAAGAGGAGAAAAAAUAAAUAUCGUCAAUUCCUUCCUGCA